Molecule: messenger RNA, 2460 nt
Organism: Amaranthus tricolor (Joseph's coat)
Lineage: Eukaryota; Viridiplantae; Streptophyta; Magnoliopsida; Caryophyllales; Amaranthaceae
Product: protein PECTIC ARABINOGALACTAN SYNTHESIS-RELATED
Exons: 11
Coding region: 222-1886 (554 amino acids)
Source: RefSeq, a predicted model, not a curated record
CAAAUAACUCGCUAAAUAGUCAAUGCUAGAAAUUCUCCUUCUCAUGGAACAAAAAGACAUAAACACCCUUCAACCUCCAUUCUUCAAUUGGUUGCUUCACUCUCACCUGCUUGAUUUCUUGAUGUAAGAUCACAUUGCUCCACAAUUCUUCUUCAAUCUUCAGUCACUCCUUUUUAAGGUUACUCACUAUACAUACACACUCAAUAUUGAGCCAUCCAGCCAUGGCCGCUGAGCUCCGAGAGCUCCGCCAUUCCAGCUCUCUUGGAACCAGAUCUUCUUCCUCUCCUCGUAAACACCCACAACAACAACAAGAAAACGAAGACGUUUCUCCCCUUCUCUCCGACCCUGAUGACCACUCACGUGAUCACCGACCAUCAUUCUUCUCCUGGUCCUACCUUUUCCCUGAAGAUUCUAGAAACUCUUCUUCUUCUUCUUCUUCUCCUUCAAAGUUAUCCCUUUUCUUCAUCAUCUUUCUUGUUCUUGCUGGAUUUGUCUCCGUUUCUUCCCUCAUUCGUCGUUUAAAUGCACCCUACUUGUGCCAAAAGGAUGGCAUAACUCUUCAGUGUCCUCGGGUCAAAGAGGCGCCUUCACUAUGGGAGAAUCCGUAUUCAGCCACUACAUCUUGGAAGCCUUGUGCAGAGCGUCGUAGUAACGGCAUGUCAGUUCCUCCUGCAGAGAAUAGAACAAAUGGGUAUAUAUUUAUACAUGCAGAAGGCGGUCUAAAUCAGCAAAGAAUAGCCAUAUGCAAUGCAGUGGGUGUGGCCAAAAUAUUGAAUGCCACACUUAUAUUGCCAGUGUUGAAGCAAGACCAGAUUUGGAAAGACCAAACGAAAUUUGAAGACAUAUUUGACGUCGAUCAUUUCAUUGACUACUUAAAGGAUGAUGUGCCAAUUGUACGUGAUAUUCCAGAGUGGUUCACCGACAAAUCGGAGUUAUUCACAAGCAUCAGGCGUACUGUAAAGAAUAUUCCGAAGUAUGCUUCAGCCCAGUUUUAUAUUGAUAAUGUCUUGCCUCGAAUCAAGGAGAAAAAAAUCAUGGCCCUAAAGCCUUUUGUUGACAGACUUGGGUAUGAUAAUGUUCCUCCGGAAAUCAACAGGCUAAGGUGUAGAGUGAACUAUCACGCCCUGAAAUUUCUUCCCGAGAUUGAGAAGAUGGCUGAUCAAUUGGCAUCAAGAAUGAGAAACCGCACAUCAAGUUCCAAUCCGUACAUGGCUCUUCAUCUUAGAUUUGAGAAGGGGAUGGUGGGUCUAUCUUUUUGUGAUUUUGUUGGGACUAGAGAGGAGAAAGCGAAAAUGGCAGAGUAUAGGAAGAAGGAAUGGCCAAGACGUUAUAAGAAUGGUUCCCAUUUAUGGCAAUUAGCUCUUCAGAAGCGGAAAGAAGGGCGAUGCCCACUUGAACCCGGGGAAGUAGCUGUUAUUCUACGCGCAAUGGGUUAUCCGAAAGAGACCCAAAUAUAUGUUGCGUCUGGGCAAGUUUAUGGGGGACAAAAUAGAAUGGCACCUCUCAGGAACAUGUUUCCUAAUCUGGUGACGAAGGAAGAAUUGGCAAGCAAGGAGGAGUUAGAUGGCUUCAGAAAGCAUGUUACAAGCCUUGCGGCGCUCGACUUCUUGGUUUGCUUGAAGUCUGAUGUGUUUGUGAUGACCCAUGGAGGCAAUUUCGCUAAGCUCAUCAUUGGCUAUAGGCGAUACAUGGGCCAUAAACUAAAGUCUAUCAAACCAGACAAGGGCCUUAUGUCGAAAUCGUUCGGGGACCCUUACAUGGGCUGGGCCACCUUUGUUGAGGAUGUUGUUGUGACCCACCAAACAAGAACAGGUUUACCCGAGGAAACUUUCCCUAAUUAUGAUCUAUGGGAAAAUCCUUUAACUCCUUGCAUGUGUCGGGCGUGAACCAUGCACAUAAUCAGGUUUUGCUUAGGAAGAAAAUUUAGAUUCCCCAUUGAAACCAAGCCAACUAAGCCUUCCAAUUUUGGGAUGGGUUUCAAGGAUCGGGCGUGAGCAUUGCUUUAUCGACUCUCCUUUUUCUCGGGGUUUUGCUGAUUAUGCCUAUAAAGUUACAUACAGAAAUCAACAUAAAUCUGGAGGUUGAUUAGUUGCGUUUGCACGAAGUUAGGUUUCUUGAUAGAAGGCAGGGCGGGGUUGGUCGUGUGAUCGUUCAUGUACUAAACUAUUAGACGAUUAUAAGUUGUAAAUUAAGUUGAAUGGAAAAACUAUGAUGCCCUAUUGCACUUGAUUUAGCUCAUAUCAGCUUUGUUUACUGUUUGUGUCAAACCAUUCAAUUGAAGGUUGCAUCUUGCAUAUAAUGGUUCCUUCCUCUCACAAUUGAACUUUGCACCAAUUUUUGUUGUCAUUUUUUGAUUCGGGUUGGGCUAGAAAAUUCUUACAUAUUAGAGGGAGAGGAAAGACAAUCCUCAACCACUAGACUGAUUUUUUUCAUUUUCUCAAUAAUGUUUAAUACUCCCUC